UUUGACGUAAAGUCAGGAGAUUCGUCGACACUUCGCUAUUGGUCUUUCAGUGUGUCGAGAGGUGCCGUGUGAAGACCAGGGGGAUGGACGAUAGUCAGGAGUUUCAGUUGUUGACUGACUCCAGGCUGGAGUUGCCGCUGUGUCCGAUGUCGUUAGACGACUUACCCCACGACCUCGACGAGAGGCUCUUCGCCGACAUAGACGCUGACGCAGUAUUAGCCAAUUCAACGGAGGCGCCUGACGGCCUUCUUCACCACGAAGAGGGUGACUAUUCACAACAGAUAGAGAGCUACCCAUCUCACAGUCUUGGAAUGAGUCAACAGGACUUUCACCAGCAUUGCAUGUUCGCUUCGACUGUGAACAACUUGAACAGUCAAAGCGGACCGGAUAUUCGACUCAUGCAAACCCCAAGAAUGUUGACUCAGAAACAGUCUGACCAUCUGCAGCCACCUCCAACCAUUCAUACUAGUGGCUAUCAAUCUCAACCAACAGAUAGUGGAGUAACAUACCAGAGUCUACCUAGUGGUGCAAAUAAUCCUGCUAUAAUGGCUGCAUUGCAAAGAUUCAACUUCAGCCAAAUGCUGAAUGGUCAAGUAAUGGGUCUCCCAGGCCAACCUAGCCUCAUAACACCUGACCAGAGACUAAAAUUUCAAGACAUGAAAUCUUUGGGAGUCGGUGGUGGAAAGACAGAGAAACGGUCGGCUCAUAAUGCAAUCGAGCGUCGAUACAGAACGAGUAUAAAUGACAAGAUUAUGGAGUUGAAGAACCUUGUAGUUGGGCCAGACACGAAGAUUAACAAGGCUGGGGUGUUGAGGAAGGCUAUUGACUACAUUAGAUAUUUACAAGGCAUCAACCAGAGGUUACGGCACGAGAAUUUAUCUCUGAGGAAGGCAGCACAACAUGGAGAUCCGGCUGCUGUUGCUGCGACUCUUCUUGCUGUUGAUUCACAGGCAAUGAUGGAUUUACAUUGCUCCGAUCCUCCUCGUUCUCCAUUUCCAGACACAGAUCCAACGAGUGUGUACAGUACAAGAAAUGCUGUUAGCAAGUCAAGGUCAACGUCAGGAGAAGAAAAGCUGAUAGAUGGAUGGAGAGAAAGUGGACAGGAGAUUGACGGAUGUCAAUCUGGAGACUCGCCGUCAUCAGAUGCCACUAUUGAUAACUCUCCAGAGAGCAGUGCCGCUGGCAGUCCAAGCAAUGGUGUGGAGCAAGUCGAGACUCCGGCUGUUGAGACACCACCGGUCACUCCAGAGGAACAACAGAAGCAGGUGAAGAAAGAGCCACGAUCACCUCGUUCAAUGAAUCAUACUCGCAUCACUCUCUGCAUUCUUGCUCUCACUUUUUGUCUUCUUCUCAAUCCAAGUUCUUUGAUGCGUCAAGAGGAAUCUUUCGGUGGUGCUCCUUCUGUUCAUGGAAAUGGGCGUCAUCUUCAGGGACUUUCUACUGAAAUAGGCGAGGUUUCAUUGCUGUUGUCUGUGGUUAGCUGGAUCGUCAAAGCUGUAGUUGUUUUUGCCUGUUUGGCAUGGGUCUUGGUGUUUGGAGAACCAAGAGUGGCACCAUACUCAAAAAGUUUGGAUGCUUUUUGGAGACACAGACGCACAGCUAAAUCUGAAAUGCGAAAUGGUAAGAUGUCCUCUGCUGUGAAAUACCAUUCACUGAGUCUUGCUGUACUGUCUCACCCUUUACCCACUGGUGUUAUUGAUGUCACCACUAGCAUUAUGUGGAACAUACUAAGACAGUUAUUCCAUCUGAUAUCAGUUGAUCGGCUUAUUGUGGCUGGCUCAAACUACUUACUGCCAAACAGGAGGUCUGACAUUCAAGACAUGAAGACAUCCGCCAAACACGCAGCUCUUGCUUAUCAUGAUGUCCAGUUGGCUUACCUGAGUGGCCACAUGCCUGCUGACAGGCACUUAGCAUUUCAUGUUGCCUUGUCAUCUGUCAACAUGGCAGAGUGUGCCGGAAAUGAGAUAGAUUGUGAACAAAUGGCAAGAAUAUAUGCUACAGCAGCAAUUCAGUUGAGAAGGGAUCACUCCAAUCUUCCAGUUGUCUCGCAUUUGUUACUGUCUCGGAUGAGGAAGUCAUGCACUGCUUUGCCAGCAGAUCUUCAUUGGCUUGCGACACCGGACGGAGAAGACUUCUUCUUCUCAGCAAAUUGGUGGCAGAUGGCACCUCCUAGUCACAUAUGGGCAAAGCCAACAGAGCCUGGCAAUUUUUGUGGCUACCUUGCUUCUCUCUUUCGACAACAGCUUUUGCACAAUGGUUUCUUUAACUUAACCGUUUCUGAUGACAAGAAGACUUCUCCAGAUGUUGAUGCUGCUUUAUCUGAGUUUUUACUUGUUGAGGAACUGAGUGACUGUGAUGAGUUAGACAUUGUGUCUUGUUGGUGGGCAAGAGUCGGCCAGAUGGCUUGUUACUUAGCAAAGAAAGACAUCAGUAAACUUGAAGAAAUCCAUCAUAGACUGAAGAAAUUACCAUUUCAAAUGAAUGACAGUGUUCUGAUUUGCCCUGCUGUUAGCAAAGUUCUCAGUGUAACAUGUCAUCUAAAGAUGGCAUUGAAGACAGAUGGUGAGGUUCUAACCUCAGAGUUGCUGAAAGAGUGCAAUAGUGCUACAAUAUGUUUGGAACAAAGUAUGAAGCAAACAAAGAGAAGAGAUGAGACCGUAGAAGUUCCAAGUCUUUUCAAGUUGGUCCUUGUCUUGGCAUAUGACCUGUUGCUCAGUGCUCGCACUCAGCUCUGGCGUGGAAGUGAGUUGUCUGGACGGUCAUCUUCGUUUACUGCUGUGACAGGAUACCAGAAGGAUCUGACCAAUUUUGAACAACUGAGCAAUGGCAUACCUUCAACUACUGCACAGUUUCAGAAACACAAGGCUGCAUAUCGUAUGAUGUCAGGUGCCAACCCUGUUUUAACUCAACAGCUCCUUCAUCAUCGAGCUUCUGUCCGACGGUCAGAGUGUUCUCAGGGCUUAUCAAGAAAGACGUUUAGCUCUGCUUAGCACAACAAUAAUUAUAUUCUAGCACAGUGUUGCAAUUUUUGUUACAGUUAGCCCGACACUGUUUUGACGUCACACUUCAUAUAACAUAGUAUUUCAUGUAGGAGAGGUGUAUAGAAGGUUAUUGAAGGACCCCAUUUACGUGGCCCUUAACUUUAUGUUUGUGUAAACUUGAUAAUAGCAAGCUUUCCUACUGUAAA
This is a messenger RNA of Corticium candelabrum, 3187 nucleotides long. Its product is annotated as sterol regulatory element-binding protein 1-like. Gene Ontology annotation, cellular component: nucleus. The transcript is spliced from 15 exons. Lineage: Eukaryota; Metazoa; Porifera; Homoscleromorpha; Homosclerophorida; Plakinidae. The record is from RefSeq and is a predicted model, not a curated record. Gene Ontology annotation, molecular function: protein dimerization activity; RNA polymerase II cis-regulatory region sequence-specific DNA binding; DNA-binding transcription factor activity, RNA polymerase II-specific. The coding region runs from base 84 to 2990 and encodes 968 amino acids. Gene Ontology annotation, biological process: regulation of transcription by RNA polymerase II.